GAUUAGAAAGCUCAGAUCUACUACACGUGUUGCAUAUUGGUACAUGUGCCUGCGUGUUGAUGGGAGAAGGUCAGCACACGUGUGGAAUUAGCGAACCUCUGCAUUCUUCUCCGUGAAUAUAAGCGUGUGGGAGAGCCGAGCUGUUGCUUGCAGAGAGAGAGAGAGAGAGAGAGAGAGAUGGCGGGAGUUGCAGAGGCGCAGAACAGAGCGAGCGGAAGAGGUCCUCCACCUCAGAUGAGAGGCGGCCCUCCUCCUCGUCCCCGCUUCGAGGCCGUCGAUCGCGAGAAGAUUGGACGUCAUCAUACCAAGGAAGACUUCGCUGUAAGAGGCAAAGAACCCAAGGAUGAGGUCCAAAUCUAUACAUGGAAAGAUGCCACUCUACGUGAGCUGACUGAUCUGGUUAAGGAGGUUGCUCCUGAAGCAAGGAGAAGGGAUGCAAAACUGUCAUUUGCGUUUGUGUAUCCUGACAAGAAUGGUCGUUAUGUGGUGAGACCGGUAGGGAUGACUCAUUCAUACGGGAUUGGGAGGCGACCGGAUGAUGGAAAAGCAUUGGCAGAACUUAGCUUUCAGAUCGGAGAUUACUUGGAUGUGGCCAUUCUAUAGAGAGAGAGGACAGCAGAUUGCCUUAAAAAGCGGUGUGGACAUUUUGCUCAGGAUGCUUAUAAUGACAUUGUCUUGAUGACAACAGAGACUGGUAGGAUGUUGCCCUUUUGAUAUACAGUCACUUUGAUUUGUUGAUAUCCUGUUAUCCUGUAAGGUGGGCCCAGACUCUGUUUUAGUGUCA
Molecule: messenger RNA, 784 nt
Organism: Magnolia sinica
Lineage: Eukaryota; Viridiplantae; Streptophyta; Magnoliopsida; Magnoliales; Magnoliaceae
Product: histone deacetylase complex subunit SAP18
Exons: 5
Coding region: 178-603 (141 amino acids)
Biological process (GO): negative regulation of DNA-templated transcription
Cellular component (GO): nucleus
Molecular function (GO): transcription corepressor activity; transcription factor binding
Source: RefSeq, a predicted model, not a curated record